Messenger RNA from Anopheles stephensi (Asian malaria mosquito), 5837 nucleotides. RefSeq lists its product as uncharacterized. The coding region runs from base 1245 to 3341 and encodes 698 amino acids. The transcript has 2 exons. The record is from RefSeq and is a predicted model, not a curated record. NCBI's taxonomy places the organism in Eukaryota, Metazoa, Arthropoda, Insecta, Diptera, Culicidae.
GCAUUGUGUGCUGGGGAAAGGUUCAUUGUUCCCGUGUGGCGUGUGUGCGCUUGGCGUUCCAUCGUAGCGUGCGUUAGUACUAUAGCAAUUCUUCACGAACCGAUGCCACGAGGCGGUUGAUUCUCGGAUUCCCCAAUUGCGCGAGCACCCGUGAAAAAAAAAACGCUGCAUAGAACAUGCUGUUUGAGAUGGUGUGUGUGUGUGCGGUUUUGGAUGCUUUGUGAGACAGCGCUACCUCUCUAUGCACGCACACGCAUAGCCAUACUUAGUAUUCUCCUUCUCUUUCGCCACGCGUUUGCGAGCGUGUGUGAGUGUUCGCUGUGAAGAGUUUUCGGGAACGCGAGGCGACGGAUGCGUAGGUUAGCUUUUUCCGUCGUCGGCUGUGGUUCUGGCAUGGUGUGUCCUGCGACUGACCUCUUCCGCUUCGCACACGUAAGACGACGCUCGUGCAGUGAAUGAAGGUACAGGGCACCGGAGAUAAGUCGUGCCCGUGUUUGUGUGUGCUGCGUGAGUAACGCCUUUUUUGCAUUCCACCCAUCGAUACGGUUCCCCCAAUUCCACACUUCUCUCGGAUAAGGAGCCGCUUGCAAGCCGGCUUAAGUUAACGCGCUUGGAAGAAAGGAAGGAACAAAAAAAAACGGGCGAACAGAGAACGCGCGUUGUCCCGUGUAUGGUGGUUGUUCGUUCGCCGCGAUCCUACGAUUGAGAGUGUGUGCGUGUGUUUGGUGGCGAGAAAAGCGCAUCCCGCGCAUUUUUGCUCUCACGAGACUCGUACUACGCUGGGAGGCAAUUUGAGACGCAUUUUUUUCCUGCUUCGACGCGUUCGCUUUCUCGCUUACUCCCGGUACGAGCGUAAGUGAAAUGGAAUGAUAAAGAAGAGCGGUGUGUAUGUGCGUGUAAGUGAAAGCGAUAUACUUAACGCGAAAAGGAAAGUAGACAGCAAGCGCGAGAGAGCAAGAGAGCGGGUAACUGUGGUUCGCUUUGGUGUGUGCGUGUGUUUGCGUGCGUAUGAUCGCGAGAACGUUGGCAACGGAAUCAUCGAACCCCGGCAGCAGCAGUAACAGCAGUGUAGUACGUUUUGUGACGGCACUAGAGAAAAAAAAGCCACACAACGACGGCGGCGAUAGCGAGAGUAGUACACAUUUUCCUGUGUGAGCGCAAACACAUAAUCAUCAUCGCAGUAGACGACGACGACGACGACGUAGAACGAUAAGUCCCGUGAAAGAAGAAGCAAUGCCGGUAUUAUGAAAAUUCAUAACCACAACACCAACGCACCACACGAGAAAGUGAGAACUCGAUCGGUCGUCAGCAAGGAAGCGCAACAGACGAACGGGACCGUGCGGACUGUCGUCGGUGCAGGUGCUUCCGGUAAGCAGCAGCAGCAGCAGCAGCAACAGAAACCGAACCAACAGAAAGUCGCUGCUGCUACAACGUCCGCUCCGGCCACCAACCUAAGUCCGGAGCUGGAGAACACGGCCAACCGGCUAACGUUGGAAGCGGGCAAACGGGGCCGUCGACGCGGACUGCCACAGGAACAGGCAGCGGCGGUACAGCAGGAGGAGCAGGAGGAGGAAGAAGAAGGGCAAGAGGGGGAAAAGGAGACAGUGAACGACGAAAGUCAGGAAGAGGAGGAGGAGGUGCUGGUGGAGGAAAGUAGUGCGGCAAAGCGGCGUCGAUUGAAUCGGUCGGCCGAGCACCAGCAGCAGCACAAGCAGGAUAAUAUACAGACGGAUGAGGAGGAGGCACCAAACCACAAAGAUCAGCCAGCAGCAGCGUCGGAGCUAGAAAACAACGAACAGGAGGAGGAGCACGACACAACCGAAGCGGCGGCGGCGGCGAUCGGUGGUGAAGAGGAAGACGCCGAAACCGAAAGCCUGGUGGAGGACCUCAACGAGGACGACCGUACGUCCUCGUCGACGGUCUCUGCCGAGGAGACGCUCGAUCAAGUGAUGGAAAGUUUCAACAAGGGUCGCAUCAAUAGCAGCAGCAGCAGCAAGCAAGAGAAAGCGCACUCCUCCGCAGCCUCAAUCGAUCCACUCAUCAUGACGAUGGAUGACUACCAGCAGCAGCAACAGCACCAACAGCAACAGAACGACGACGCACCGAUGGAAGACUACGAGCCGGCGGUGACCGUGGUCGGUGGCAGUGCGUCUGCCAGCGAUGACAUCGAAGACACGGACGGUACGCAGCCGGGCAACCGAUUGUUCCGGAAGAAGGUGAAACGAAAACUGCCGGCGCGGCCGAACAGUAGCAGCACCACCGCCACAACCACCACCACCGUAAGCAAUAGUGGUGGUGGUGGCAGCGUUAUGGCAGGCGGCGGAAGCAUCGGCGGCGACAAUGGCGCUGCCAACUGUUCGUCCAAGGCGAAGCUACAGAUGGUGCACGAGUUUCCGAUGCUGUUUCUCGGGCUGCGCCGCAACCGGAUGUUUCUGGUGAACUCGCUGGCGCAGUGGUUCGAUCUGAACCAGCGCGACAUCAUACUGACGCUGCGCAAGAUCAAGCAGAACGAGAGCAGCGUACGGUUGGGUGGUGUGUUCGGGCUGGGGUCGACCGAGGUCGAGCUGCUGUUUCACAAAAACGUGCCUAAGAUUGCGGACUGUCUGCGCAAUUUUAUCGUGUGGCCGGACGACAUCACGAUGAAGCUGAACGUACCGAUCAGCCUGCGGCAACACUUCCAGCGCAUUCACCUCAUCCUGAACUAUCUGGUGGUGCGCGUGAAGCAGAACGCCGUCCAGGAGCUGCCGGCCGAUGAGAUAGCGAACUCGUUCUGCCCGAACGAGCAGUGCCACAAGCUGAAGUACCUGGUCGCGUCCACGCUCGAUGGGUGCGUGUGCUUUGUGUCGCGCGCGUUCGGCGUCCAGACGGACGACGAGCAGGUGCUGAGCCGGUCCGGCUUUCUGACCAAGUUCAAGACGAACACGAACCUGAUCGCGGGCAAGAACUUUCACAACUUCGAGGACCAGCUGGCGAACGGGCACGAUCACACCAACAACAAUGGGGGUCACGGCCGGCGGAAUCGGGUCACGUCGGCGAGCAGGUCCGGUGGUGGUGGUGGUGGUGGGGCGGAUGCCGACGACGAUCUCGAGCGGAUACUCGGCGGGGGCGGCAGCAGCAACAGCAAUAGUGUGGACAACUUCGAGGACAUCGUGUCGGAGAAGAUCAGCAAGAGCAAAACGUUCAAGCUGAAGAACUACAUCGAGAACAUACUGGAGAACUUCCAGAGCCAUCAGCUGCUGAGCCCGCAGACGUGUAUCGAUGCGCGGACGCUGAAGCUGCUGGACGACAUUGUCGUGAUUGUGGGGGCGCUCAUAAAUCUGCAGAAGCAGGAGAUCGAGUAGAGUGUGUACGGUUAGUAUGUGCAGGGAAGGAGUGAGAGAGUGAGAGAGCAAGAGAUAGAGAGAGGAUGAUAGUGGAAAGGAGGAAGAUGUAGGACAUAAGAACACCGCGUAUAGAGUGACAAGUGAGUGGAACAACAGGCAUUUGUGGUGGUGUGUGCGUGUCGGUUUGGUUCGAUUCGGAAUCACUGCUUCUAUUGCUUUUCCCUUCGUUUAUUGAAGCUUUUUUUUGUUCAAUGUGGUCCCGUUUUUUUUUGGUCUUGUACGUCUGUUUCAACUCACUUUAAGCUAUUCUUGUACCUUCUUUAGUAGCGUAACAGGCAGUGAUCGGAUCGGAGUUAAACCAGACACACGCACCACAAUGCAAUGGAAGAAGAUCCUACGGCUAGGUAUAUAAGGCUUAUGUUCAAAGUUGAAUUAUACAUAUGCAAGGAAAUGGAACGGCGGAGAUGCGUAUCAUAUGCAUUACAUUAUUCCCUCGACUUAAGGAGUUAGCUCACACUGGACUGGAUUACAUAGAGUACACAUCGUAUUCUGGUUCAUCUCCCUCUACACGGAUAUCAGCUCCGCAAAAAACUUUUGCUUGCUCGCCAUCAGCGGCAAAUAGCCUCCCCGGUUCAGUUCUCCCCUUUUUUUAUGUGUACUUCUUCCUUUCACCCCGCAGUUUUCCUCCCCCUUCCCCCUCCCCUCCCUCUUAUGUGUACUAUUGUACAGUAGUUUGUAAGGUAGUUGAAGUAAACAUUUUUUCUUGCACGCAAAAAGAAAGCGAAAGAAAGGAAAGUUAGUGAGAAAGAGAGGGUGAACUGGAGUUGAAGUAUGAUUUUAAAAUGGAGGAAAAUAUUUAGCAAAAGAAGGAAAGGAAAAACAAACAAAUAAGGAAAAAAACAUUUGAAAACUGGAAGAAAGUAAGCAAACGUGGGAUGUAGAGAGAGAUAGAGAGAGAACUUCAUGUGGUGUUCUCUGAGCCGGGUAAAAAAAGGUAUCGUUUGAUUUCUGUACAAAAUAAAGUGAAUGCGAUCGGAAAAGAUCCCGCAUCACCUCCCAAGCCAGGCGUGUGUGUGUGUUCUAAUGUUUUGUAGACAGGCAAAGAACGAUGGCUUUUUGUUAAGGGUUAGGUGUGUAAGGUACAGGCAAAACUGGUAAGGUGGUAGCAGCAGCGAGGGCGCCAUAUCACGUUGACAAAAUUAUAAACCGGGGAGGCGUUGCCUUACCAUGAAAGCAAUUACGUUUGUCAAUGCGACAGAUUGGCCACCCGUACCUGCGUGUCUGAACUGGUGUGGCAUAUCGCAUCGAACAUAGGAGACGACUCGAUGAGACAGACCUUCAAAAUUGUCCCUUCACACCUGUUUGGGUGUGGUAGGCAAUCAUUUAUUUCCGUUCUUGUAUUUCCUUCUCUUGUUUUCCAACGACAAGUCCGCAAAAAGAUGCGCAGACUAGGCACAGUCCCAAUAGAUUCGCAAAUAAUAAAGAGUCCAGCAAAAGAAGGAAAGGCGAUUUUCCGAUGGAAAAAAGUACAUAGAAAUAAAAACCAAGGCGCAAAAGGCGCAGAAAGCGACAGCAGAUUGUGGCUCAAACAAAAUCUUGAAGGCACACACCGCAAUCGAUUAUCAUUGAACUGAGAAAAGCAAAGACACACACACAGACACACACUUCGAAACAUAAAAAAACGGAACACUUAAUGGGAGAAAAUCAAUAGACAAAGGUUAGCAAUAUAACACUGAUUUAAGCAUAGUGGUACCAAUAAUUGAGGAAAAUAUUAUAAAAGAAAAGAAAAACAAAACACAAAUAAAUACAGACGCCGUGCUGUAUGAAUGAAGUAUCGUGUUGAAUGAAUACAACAAACGGGCAUGAAUGAUAAUAAUCCGAUUGAGAAGCUUGAUAAAAGAGAGUGGUUAAAACUACUAGCAGCAGCGCUACUGCCCAUCCUAUUGGAAUAAAAAUGGGCCCCCAAAAGAACCCGUCAAAGUGAGUAAAAAUAGUGUGAAGAAUUGGGGAACGUGAUUGUUGAAGAUGGUGACUUGUUUUACUCUAAGACAUCUAACGUGUAGGAGAGGUAUUGCACGCGGGCGCAUAUAAUAUCGUGAAACCCGCGCAAAAUUAAUUCCGAUACAACUAAUUGGAUAACAAGAGAUAAAGGUUCAAACACAAGGAUUCGCUUCAACAAACCAUUGUAUAACCACUUUUAAAAACUAUCUAAACAAACCUCUACAAUACACGAGAGAAAGACUGUGAAUGUGAUGAGUGAAGUGUGGCGUGAAAGCGUGUUAUGCUGAACAAGCGUGAGUGAGUGUGACAAAAACCAAACGCAAAACCCCUCACCAUAGUAGAUUAACAAAUUGUUCUUAGGUAGGUGCAUGAUAGAAUUCACGGCGUGAUUGAGCAUGGGGAUGAUGCUACCGAAUGAGGAGGAAUGAGUAGAAGUUGCUGCUGGAGACUCGUAGAACGGCUUGUGCACUUAAACAUUGUACAUAGUAUUGGAAAUAAAAAGAUCAAAAGGAA